GGCUGGCUGAAUGACAUCUAUAAGUAUUUUUCACUUCCUGGACACAGUAUUACUCUAACUAUGGAGUUGGGAGUAGCAGGGACACUGGCACUUGUCACCUGUGUCACUCUAGUGCUUUAUUUUUACACAUGGAGAAGGAAACUGAAACAGAAAAACAUGCCCCCAGGACCUUCACCUAUACCACUGUUAGGAAACAUGUUACAGUUGAGCCCCAAGGAGAUGCCAUCAUCACUGGUUAAGCUUAGCCAAACAUAUGGUCCAGUUUUUACCAUUUAUCUUGCAAACAGUCCAAUGGUGGUUCUAGCUGGUUUUGACUGUGUAAAGGAAGCUUUGGUAGAUAACAGUGAUUCCUUCACCGCAAGAGGAUCCACAGAAUUCUCCUACCUUGUGUUCAAAGACUAUGGAGUUAUACUGAGCAAUGGGGAACGUUGGAAACAAAUACGUCGUUUCUCUUUGAUGACUCUGAGGAACUGUGGGAUGGGAAAGAAGAGCGUUGAGGAGAGGAUACAGGAAGAGGCUUCUUACCUAGUAGAGGAAUUCAAGAAAAAAGGAGAUACCCCCUUUGAUCCAUCUGAUCUACUAAGGGUGACCGUUUCUAAUGUCAUCUGCUCCAUUGUUUUUGGAGAACGUUUUGACUAUGAAGAUGAAAAAUUUGUCACGCUGCUUUCUUUGUUACAGGAAGUCUUUUUGCUCCUUGCAUCAUUUUGGGGUAUUCUACUCAAUAUCUUCCCUAAAACCCUCUGCUGUCUUCCUGGACCACACCAGAAGCUCUUCAAAAAUCUUGACAAGCUGAAAGCAUUUGUAAGGGAGUCAGUGGAAGGUCAUAAAGAGACUCUUGAUGUGAACUGCCCAAGGGACUUUAUUGACUGCUUUCUUAUCAAGAUGAAAGAGGAAUCAAAAAACUCCACUACAGAAUUCCACUUUGAUAACUUAUUUGGUACAGUUAUUGACCUCUUUUUUGCUGGAACAGAAACCACAAGCACAACUCUGAGAUACAGCUACCUCAUUCUUCUAAAGUAUCCAGAGGUACAGAAAAAGAUUCAAGAAGAGAUAGACCUUGUGAUUGGACAGAGCCGCAAUCCUUCCAUAGAGGACCGAAAUAAGAUGCCAUAUACAGAUGCCGUAAUCCAUGAGAUCCAGAGAUUUUCAGAUAUAGUCCCUAUGGGUCUUGUACGAGAAACAAGUAAAGAUACAACUUUCAGAGGAUAUACAAUUCCUAAGGGUACAGCAGUUUGCUCCCUGCUUACUUCUGUCUUAAAGGAUCCAAAAUAUUUUAAGGACCCACUAAAAUUUGACCCUGGGAAUUUUUUUACUGAGGAUGGACAUUUCAAGAAAAAUGAGGCUUUCAUACCAUUUUCCAUAGGGAAGAGAAACUGUCUUGGGGAGAGCCUGGCCCGUAUGGAAAUUUUUCUUGCCUUAACCUCAGUUCUGCAGAAGUUCAACCUCAAAACUACCGUGGCUCUGAAUGACCUUGAGAUCACUCCUGAACCUCAAAAAAAUGGAUCAAUCCCAAGAACAUAUCAACUCUAUGUAACUCCACGUUAAUAAUGCUGGCUCCAAUAUAGUAUAAAACUGUGAGAAGAGAUGCACUAUUCAGUAUAUGGGAGAAAUAAUUUUGUAUUUUAAGAUGUGGUGGGGAUCAAACAUUGCAUAAUAUAGUUAGUGCAAGAUUAAACCAUGUAUUUUAUAUAAUCAGGGCUGACUCGAGACAUUGAGCUGCCUGGCUCCAGCAAUUAAAGGAUGACCCUUCUCAAAUGUUUAUCUAUCUAUAUCUAUCUAUCUAUUAACAAUAAGUAGUAUGCCUAUAGAUAUAUCACUAUUUGAAUAGAUCCUUUAUAAGGGGAUCUUAUUUCAAUGCAAAAACCCCUUUCUUUUUAACAAUUCGAGUAUGAAUGGGAAUGGGUAGUAAAGGCGUAAGCUAUCUUUUUAAACAAUGACAAUUUUGGUGUAGACUGUCCCUUUAACGGCACUUCGUUCAGGAUAUCGCAGCUGUCUAAAGUCCACUAAUUUGUACACACAGUGUUAACCCUUGAUAUUCAAAGUUAUUCAUGUAGUCAAAAUAAUUAUACACUGUAUCUCAAUUAUACAUAAAAAAUAAAGAAUAUGAGAAAAUAAGAAAAAGUCAUUCAAAAUAAUGAAA
Molecule: messenger RNA, 2140 nt
Organism: Bombina bombina (fire-bellied toad)
Lineage: Eukaryota; Metazoa; Chordata; Amphibia; Anura; Bombinatoridae
Product: cytochrome P450 2C8-like
Exons: 9
Coding region: 61-1545 (494 amino acids)
Biological process (GO): xenobiotic metabolic process
Cellular component (GO): intracellular membrane-bounded organelle; cytoplasm
Molecular function (GO): oxidoreductase activity, acting on paired donors, with incorporation or reduction of molecular oxygen, reduced flavin or flavoprotein as one donor, and incorporation of one atom of oxygen; iron ion binding; heme binding
Source: RefSeq, a predicted model, not a curated record